AUGGUCGCAAUAUCGAGUCGCGAGCUGGCGCCACGCCGCGGGGAGCAAGUCAUCCAAUCGCUACCCUGCGGCGAAUGCCCCCAUGGGCGAGUUAAUCCUCCCGGGAAGAGAUUGCUGCGAGUUUACAUUGGCGCGUGGAUCAUUGCCUUGCUGUUUGUUGGUACGCAUGCCGGCACCGCACUCGCCGUCGUCUAUAAUGGUCCCUACGGCUAUCUUGACACGGAAUACCGAUUCGAUGUCAUCUCGACAUUUUUCUCUAUUUCGUCCUCGCCGCCGUGA
Messenger RNA from Parascedosporium putredinis, 279 nucleotides. The record is from the annotation of a GenBank genome assembly. Lineage: Eukaryota; Fungi; Ascomycota; Sordariomycetes; Microascales; Microascaceae.